UGUGAAUGUCAAAAAAACAUUUUAUAAUAAUUUUCAUUAAUAUUUAAGUGCGCGGUGAAGACCUGUUGGUUAGAAAUAAUUGUGAUAUUUCUCGUUUGAUUAAAAUUUAAAAUAUGUAAUAUUUCCAAUUGUUAGGAAUAUAUAAAAACAAUAAUAGAAUUAUAGAUUAUUUGAUAAUGAAUAACUGAAAUGUAAAGUUAUGCACUAUGCCUGGUGGAAGACGAAAUGCUGCUAGUAGGAAUGGACAAACUAAAUCUCAGAUUGGUUUUUCCCAAUCUGCGAAUAUUGGAAUACGAAGUAAUAGUGGAGAAAGGACAGCUGGAAGUGGAGGAGAUGAUAAAAAGUCAGAAGAACUUUAUGGAAUGAAGAUAUUAGUACCAAAACAUGUACCCGUACCUGUUGUACCUGUUGACAGUCAUUUAACAUUUGAAGCUUUGUCUUUGGUUGUGUCAAUUAUUGCAGCUUCUUUACAAAUGCUUAAUUUAUAUAGAACUGUAUGGUGGUUACCACAUUCUUAUAAUAAUUAUACCAUGAAUUUUUAUUUAAUUGAUCCCUAUCUGCUCAUAUUUAUUGUAACUAUGGUUACAAGACAAUUUAUUUAUUCUCUAUUACAUCGAUUCAUUGAUAUUUCAUCUCCAGUUCGUUGGUUGUCUACUGCUCAAAAAAUUAUGAGAAUAACUUUGUUAAUUAGUGUGAUGAGUAUAUUGUGUUGGUGUCUCUAUCAUAUGGCUGAAAGGCACAAUUCAAUGAAGAUUUUCUACUUGUGCUAUCCAAGUUUAUCUGUGUAUUUUGUGAUGUUUGGUGUAAGUGCAACACCUUUUUUUGAUAUAUCUACAACACCUGUAUACAGUAAAGAUGAAAAGAAGACAAAACUUCUGAUGGAUAAACCUUUACAUAACUGCUCUUUAAAUGCAUCAGCAAUCAGAGCAGAAGUUUCAACCUUAAGAUCUGAUUUCAAUCGUCGUUUGAAACGAGCGUUGUUUGCAUCUUCUAGCAGUGCUUAUGUAUGUGGUAUUGCACCAAUAAUAUUUGUACCUCAAUAUUUACAUUUUAAUGUUUCAUGGGUUGUACAACAUGUUAUUAUGUUUUGGCUUGGAAGGAUAAGUGCUCAUUUCUCUCAAGCUUAUUCAGUUAGGUACUGCGACGUUUUACAUAGAGCAGCAUUGCAUUUGGGGCGAUGGAUCAAAAUUGAAAAUCGUAACAGUCAUACCUAUGCACAAGCAUGGAAUGACUCUAUUUUGUGGCCUCAUGGUUCAAUUGUAAGACACAAUAAGGAAAUUUAUCGUUCAGAAGGUUUAUGUACCGUAGCAGAACCAGGAAAUUCAAAUCACUACAGAUUUUAUGCUUUGUUCAGUAAUCCCACAAUGUUACUUUGUUCAUUAUUGGGGUUACAGCUCCUUCUUGUGUGCGUGCAAUUGUUAAUUUUAUUACGCACAACCGACUGGUAUCAAAUAUUGUCAAUAACAUUACUUCUUGUGAUCAACUAUUAUACUUUGUUUAAAGUAACUAGAGAUUAUCUUAUUUGUUGGAAAGUGUAUCACGCCGAGCAAAUAAUACAAGGAAAAUCUCAAGUGACUGUAAAUCCUGCUAUUCAAUAAAUAAUCAGUAAAAAUAA
Molecule: messenger RNA, 1615 nt
Organism: Megachile rotundata (alfalfa leafcutting bee)
Lineage: Eukaryota; Metazoa; Arthropoda; Insecta; Hymenoptera; Megachilidae
Product: transmembrane protein 39A
Cellular component (GO): membrane
Source: RefSeq, a predicted model, not a curated record